AUGUCCGAGCCUCGGGGGGCCGCUCCUGCCGCCGCCAGGGCCAGCGAAGCGCUGGAAGAUGGGGCUGGGGGACACUUCGAAGGCGUAGCCACCCUCACGGCCUUGCGGGCCAAGCUCGGCGAGGGGGGCGAGGCCGCCAAGGCGCUCGCAGCAGAGGGCCCGUGGGAGCGGCUCAAGGCGGCACUCGCCAAGUGCGACUACGGCGAGGACGACGCGGCGGACCUCCGCAAGGACCUCCGGACGCUGGGCGGCCGCGGUUUCCUGAAAGGAGUACCCGCCGACCUUGGCCCGCGCGGCCGGGCGGCCCUCCAGGAGAUGGUGGCUGUGCUGUCUGAGAGCGGCCGCGGCCCCCGCAACCUUGCGGGCCCGCCGGGCUUCUGGGGAGAGGCCCCUGGCGGCGCCCCGCCCCCCUUCGACGCGCCGCCGGCGGAGUGGCGCGGGGCCGGGCCAGCCGCCAGCGCAAGUGGCAACUUGUUCCUCGGCAAGGUGGGGGCCGCGGCGGCCCAGCAGGACACCGAGGCCCUCGAGGAGCUCGCCUCCCAGUGGGGCCCGACGGUCCAGCUCCGCACCCUGGCGAAGCAGUCCAAGCAGGGAGAGCCGCUGCGCUCCCUGGAGCCGGACGAGGCUGCCCUCCGCGCGGCCGCGUCGGCCCGCAAGGCCGGGCGCUUCCUGGCUUGCCCAGAGCCUAAGACGCCCUGCCGCGAACUCCCUCGCCUCUGGGCCGCCGCCCUAGAGCGCAGGGUGUCGUGGGGGGGCGUGCUCAACUACGGCGGACAGGUGGCCGCCGCCGCCAACGACAAGGCCGUGCCGCAGCACGUCGCCGAGCAGGCCGCCGCCUUCAACUCUUCUCGGGUGCUGUUCGAGGCUUACUCGAGCAGCAAACGGGGGGAGGGCGACGAAGAGGGCCGGGGCAACGCCAGCUCCGUCCUCGGCGAGCUCGACUGGAGCCGCCUCACCCGCUGCCAGACGGAGGUCAAGCAGGCCGGCGCCGCCGCGCCCGCCGCGUCCGCGGCCGCUGGCCAGGGCGGCCUGGCGUUUCCGUGCCGGCGCUUCCUCUUCGGGCAGUGCCCGAAGCAGGAGGCCUGCCAGUUUCGCCACGGGUGCCCUUUCUGCCGCGCCACAGGCCCGGGCUCGCACAAGUGCCUGGUGGGCCACCUCGAGCAGAACGGCUUCUCGCGCAGGGGCGGCAGCGGCGGCAAGGGCGGACCCGAGGACGGCCGGGGCGGCGCGCCGUCGCCCGCCGCGGCAAGCUCGGCGCCGCUCGAGAGUGAUGCCCUGCAGGGUCGCCCGCUGGCGCCUGCGGGGCUGAGAGCGAGUGGCGUGGGCGAAGCCUUCGCCGUUGCCCGCGGUUGGGUCGCCGACUCCGCAGUGGCCGUCCACCCGCGGGGCGCCGUCGCCACGGUGCCUUCGCGGGGACUGCCGCCCGCGCAGCACCUGCGGGUGGCCCUGCAGUUGGCCGCCGCAGGAAGCCACCCGCUUCAUCAGCUCCCGGUGAUAGCAGAGGGCACGGCGUGCGCGUUGUCAGCGCAAUUUCGUUGCGGCGCAGGCAUCAACGAGGUGCGCCUGAAACGGCUGGCCUUGUUAAAAGUGUGGAAGCGGGAACUUGAGGUCAGCCAGCAAAGCCUGGCCGCCUCGGUGGACCCUGCCCUCCGGGGGUUCGCUAGCGAGCCCACCCUUCUCUUCCUCCGCCUCCUGCGCCUCAUCGGGUCCCCGGCGGUGCAGUUUUUAGAGAACAUGCACCGGGGCCUGCCCGACACGGGGGUGCCGGCCGCUUCUAGCAUUUUCCCUCCGCUCCCGGCAGCGGCGUCGGAGUGGUCGGUCGAGCAGCUGCUGGCGCACUCCGCCGGGCGCAACGCAGAGCUGGUUGAUCGCGUGCGCAGGGGUCGCCCGCGCGCGGCCGAGGUCUGGGAGCAGGGCGCCCGGGCGGAGGCCACUGGCUCGCUGGGGCCCGCCUGGCCUGUUGAGCACUUCCAAAGCGGCGCCGGCGGCGGGGCGAAUGUCGUUUUCUGCCGCAAGUUCGCCGUCUGCCAAAAACGGUGGUCGGAGGACGAGUCCGGCCAGGCGUCUUGUUCCACGGAAAUCAGGGCGUGCGCCGACGCAUCCGACUCGCCAGGCGGUUGCUUCUUUAAUUUAACUUGGGCGGCGGCCGAGCGCAUAGUGUGUUCAGACAGCGAGGUGAUUCUUGCACAGAUGGUCGCCUCGCAGAGAGCUUUCGGCGUGCCCCCAGUGGGGUGCAAAGAUGAUUUGCGCAAGGCUUACCACCAGGUCGGGCGCCGCCGCGACCCAGUCAGGGUGGUGCAACUUUUCUGGCACCCUCGCGACAAAUGCGUGGUCGGCCGGGAGCUGCUGUCCCAGGACUUCGGCACAG
Molecule: messenger RNA, 2368 nt
Organism: Prorocentrum cordatum
Lineage: Eukaryota; Dinophyceae; Prorocentrales; Prorocentraceae
Source: the annotation of a GenBank genome assembly